This is a messenger RNA of Xyrauchen texanus (razorback sucker), 3033 nucleotides long. RefSeq names its product signal transducer and activator of transcription 5B-like. Gene Ontology annotation, biological process: regulation of transcription by RNA polymerase II; growth hormone receptor signaling pathway via JAK-STAT; cytokine-mediated signaling pathway. The transcript is spliced from 21 exons. The coding region runs from base 333 to 2687 and encodes 784 amino acids. The record is from RefSeq and is a predicted model, not a curated record. NCBI's taxonomy places the organism in Eukaryota, Metazoa, Chordata, Actinopteri, Cypriniformes, Catostomidae. Gene Ontology annotation, molecular function: DNA-binding transcription factor activity, RNA polymerase II-specific; RNA polymerase II cis-regulatory region sequence-specific DNA binding.
CGAAGCCCACUCGAGGUUGAGAUAGACGGGGCAGAGAGGUUGCCUUUCUGGAGGUUUGCUGUACUUUAUGCGAAAAGACAGCGGAUUUUAAAGACCUGCCGAGACCCUGCUAUUUUAUGAUAUCGACGCACUUUUACCAGAGACUAUUUAGCAGAGACGGGCCACUUCUAUUUAAUUGAAUGGGAGAAAUUGGAAAGCCCAACCAAGAAGCUCUAGAGCCCAACAGUCAAUGGAUGUAGAAAGGAAGUCCCGCCUUACAGGUUUUCUGUGUUUCCUCUCCAGAAGUUCCUGUUCUUAGAUGGUAACAGAGAGCUUAAGAUAAGAGAGAGAAAAUGGCAGUAUGGAUCCAGGCCCAGCAGCUGCAGGGAGAUGCUCUUCACCAGAUGCAAUCUCUCUAUGGGCAACACUUCCCCAUAGAGGUGCGACACUACCUGUCCCAGUGGAUAGAGGGCCAACUCUGGGAUGCAAUAGAUUUAGAGAACCCUCAUGAGGAGAUUAAAGCCAAGCGUUUAUUGGACAAUCUGAUCCAGGAACUAGAGAAGAAAGCAGAGCAUCAAGUAGGAGAGGACGGAUUCUUACUCAAGAUCAAAUUAGGACAUUAUGCUUCACAGCUAAAGAGCACAUAUGACCGCUGUCCAUUGGAGUUGGUGAGAUGCAUCAAACACAUUCUAUACACAGAGCAAAGACUUGUCAGGGAAGCAACCAAUUCAAGUUCACCGGUGGGCGGAUUGAUGGACAGCAUGUCGCAGAAGUACCAUCAGAUAAAUCAGGUGUUUGAGGAGCUCCGAAUAUUGACUCAGGACACAGAGAAUGACCUCAGAAAACUACAACACAACCAAGAAUACUUCAUUAUACAAUACCAAGAGAGCCUCAGGAUACAGGCUCAGUUAUCGAGUCUGGCUACGUUGCCCCCAGCAGACAGACAGCUCAGAGAGCCCAGUCUGCUCAGCAAGAGAGCCACUGUAGAGGCCUGGCUGACCCGAGAGGCCAACACCUUGCAGAAAUACAGACUGGGCCUGGCAGAGAAACACCAAAAGACACUGGCAUUGCUACGGAAACAGCAGACGGUGAUUCUUGACGACGAGCUGAUUCAGUGGAAGAGACGUCAACAGCUGGCUGGCAACGGAGGACCACACGAGGGGGGUCUGGACAUACUACAGUCAUGGUGUGAGAAGCUAGCUGAAACCAUUUGGCAGAAUCGACAGCAGAUCCGGAGGGCGGAGCAUCUGAGACAGCAGCUGCCCAUUCCUGGCCCCAUUGAAGAGCUGCUCACCGAACUCAACAGCACCAUUACAGACAUCAUCUCAGCUUUAGUAACCAGUACCUUCAUCAUUGAAAAGCAGCCUCCUCAGGUGCUGAAAACACAAACUAAAUUUGCAGCGACUGUGCGUUUGCUGGUGGGCGGGAAACUCAACGUGCACAUGAACCCGCCACAGGUCAAAGCCACCAUCAUAAGUGAACAGCAGGCCAAAGCUCUGCUCAAGAACGAGAACACCAGAAAUGAUAGCAGUGGAGAGAUCUUGAAUAACAACUGUGUGAUGGAGUACCAUCAGACCACAGGCACAUUGAGUGCACACUUUAGAAACAUGUCUUUGAAGCGAAUCAGACGCUCGGACCGUCGAGGAGCGGAGUCUGUUACAGAGGAGAAAUUCACCAUUUUGUUUGAGUCACAGUUUAGCGUUGGGGGGAAUGAGCUGGUAUUUCAGGUUAAGACCCUCUCUUUGCCGGUGGUGGUGAUUGUCCAUGGAAGUCAAGAUAACAAUGCUACAGCCACCGUUCUUUGGGACAACGCAUUCGCUGAACCGGGACGAGUGCCCUUCAUAGUUCCUGACAAGGUGUUAUGGCCGCAGUUGUGCGAGGCUCUGAAUAUGAAGUACAAGGCAGAGGUGCAGUCGAAUCGAGGUCUGUCUGAGGAGAAUCUGGUCUUCCUCGCUCAGAAAGCCUUCAGCAGCUCUAGCGUCAACCCUGAGGAAUACCGCAACAUGAACAUGACCUGGUCACAAUUUAAUAGGGAGAGUUUACCAGGCAGGAACUUCACUUUUUGGCAGUGGUUUGAUGGUGUCAUGGAGCUUACUAAAAAACACCUGAAGCCUCACUGGAAUGACGGGGCGAUUCUUGGCUUUGUGAACAAACAGCAAGCUCAGGACAUGCUGAUGUCCAAACCCAACGGAACCUUCUUGUUGCGCUUCAGUGACUCGGAAAUAGGUGGCAUCACUAUAGCCUGGGUGGCAGAGAACCCUAACAAAGCAGGAGAAAGGAUGGUCUGGAACCUCAUGCCGUACACAACCAAAGACUUCUCCAUCCGCUCUUUGGCGGAUCGCAUCAGCGAUCUGAACCAUCUCUUGUUUCUCUAUCCUGACCGGCCCAAAGACGAGGUCUUCUCCAAAUACUACACCCCUCCGCUGUCUAAAGCUGUGGAUGGAUAUGUCAAACCACAAAUCAAACAAGUUGUUCCAGAGUUUGCGACACCUAACCCUGAUCCAGCAGCAAACCCCACCUACAUGGACCAUGUGGCCUCUCCAGCUGUAAAUCAUCCUCAUAAUUAUGGACUCUAUCCUCCCAUUGGUGACCCUAUGCUGGACGCUGAUGGUGAUUUCGAUCUUGACGAUACCAUGGAUGUAGCCAGACAUGUGGAGGAACUUCUCCGUCGACCAAUGGAGGGCCAGUGGAGUGGCCAGCAGUCAUGACCUCUUGACUAACGCCUGUGACGUCUCUCUCUAAAUAUUAAUGUUUUUUGUUUAAAUUCAUUACUCUUACACCUUCUUUACCCCCCUCUCAUUGUGGGUCUUUAUGGUUCUUUUCUCUCUCUCUCUCUCUCUCUCUCUCUCUCUCUCUCUCUUCUUUCUCUCUCUCCUCUCUCUCACACUUCCUCUUUCAUUUUCUUUCUGUUCUUGUUCAUUUUUAGUUUACCUCUUUUUCUUUUCCAGUAAAUGUUUUUUUCUAUAGAAGAGAAAGGAACUAAUGGAAGAAAUACUAUGGGCCUUCCUGUUAUUAAAUACCACCAAACAGUAUUGUAGAAAAAAGAGAGAAACA